This is a messenger RNA of Phytophthora infestans T30-4, 11982 nucleotides long. RefSeq names its product DNA-dependent protein kinase catalytic subunit, putative. Gene Ontology annotation, biological process: double-strand break repair via nonhomologous end joining; telomere maintenance. The transcript is spliced from 13 exons. Gene Ontology annotation, molecular function: protein binding; DNA-dependent protein kinase activity. Gene Ontology annotation, cellular component: nucleus. Lineage: Eukaryota; Oomycota; Peronosporomycetes; Peronosporales; Peronosporaceae. The record is from RefSeq and is a predicted model, not a curated record. The coding region runs from base 1 to 11982 and encodes 3993 amino acids.
AUGACGACCAAGCUUGGUGAACGGCUCGAGGAGCUGGCGGCCUUCCUGGCGCACGCACAUGCAGUGGACAGCGUAGAAGAGACGCUCGGUCAUCUGCAGACGGAGGUGGCAUAUGCUAUGGCUCGCUCGCGGGCUUCGGCGCAGCAGUGCACCAUUCUUUUGUUCCAAAGCACGGAGCCAAUGAGUCUGGUGCGCUUCCUGAGCGCCAGCGCUGACUUUGCGGACGAUGCACGCAAGCGUGAGAUCUCUGCAGCUAGAAGUGGCGUGCUGGAGCUUCUGGCAGCCUUCCUUAAGACAUACGGAGCGCAUCGUGCGCUCACCAAGCAGCAUGUGGUCGACUUGUACAAGGCAUGCCAACAGACAGCGCGGGCAGACCCGUUCAAUCGAGUCAAGGGCCAUGCAUUGACUGUGGUGGUGAACGUGCUCAAAUACGCAGACAAGCGCGUCACUAGCGAUGAUAUAGAGCCCCGAGCGUAUGUGGAGAAGCUGUUUUAUGACAUCAAGUUCUCCAAGGCGACGCAGACGGCCAAAGGACAGAUGCUGGAGGUGAUUGGCUACUUAAUAGAGAAGUUUCCUAACGAGGUGGACGAGAAUGUGCCGAUGCUGCUAAGUUGGAUAGAAAACGAGUUGGAGAAACAGUUCGCGAGCCAUUCGCCCGAGAUGAUGAUGGUAAAUGGACUGCUAUUUGCAUUGGCUCGGCUUUUGGAUCGCGAUACAGGGAGAUACAAGCGGGAAGACGCCCUGCGGAAGAAGAUUUACUCAUACUUGCUCACGGUGUUUGCAACGACAGUUAGUGGCAAUUUGUCGCGCUACCAGGUGACGAACUCGUCUGAAACUUUUCUAGCAAGACACGCGCAGAUAUUCCAGCAAGAGAUCGGUCCAAAUGGCUACGUGUGGUUUUCGUACAUGAAGUUUUGCUGCCAGAGUGAGAACAAAACGAUCAAAGAGCAUGCGUUUGUAUGCUCGAAUGCGAUUCUGCAGGUGCUAAAUAAAUAUCUGGCGGACGCAAAGGACGACCAGCGCAAGAAAUGUCUGAACAAGAUUCUAAAAGAAAUUCUGCCGACUGUGAGCGACUCUGCGGCUGGCACGUCGAUGACGGCCUUCGCAGUGCAAUGCCUUGGUUGGCUUUCGACAUCGAUCUACGUCUAUCUGGGGGCGAAAGGUUAUGGGAAGAUCGAAGACAAACUGAGAACGUUUGGCGAGUCCCUCUUGGCGUUGGAUACAAAAGCGACAGCGUGGAGGUGGCCUCUGUUCUCUCAGUACGUUCAAUGCAUUGGACGGUUCGUGCAAGAAUUUUUGGGGGAUAUGCUGUGUCAUGUCAUGACAGCUUAUCCCCAGUGUCUUUGGAGGUCAAAAGUGGUGGUACACAAGUCGAUUGCGGCCGUCUUUGCCGCUUUAUCAUGCUGGACAGUGAUAGACCCUCUUGUAGAUCGCUUUGUCCUUCACACGCUGAUGCUGAGCAUUUCGAACGUCACUGGGUCAGAAGUGGUUCUCUAUCAUCCGGAUACGGGGGAGCUUGUGACAAAUCUUUUAUACGAAUAUGAAGGCUUCUGGUUAGCCUUACUUCGUCGUCAUUCAGGAACGACUAUGGAGCCAACAACUGCACCGAGGACUAGUGGAAGCGAAGAUGUUGAGAUGAAGGAGGCCUCGAUUGUUGGAAGAACGCUUCAUGCAACCUUCUUCGACUCUACUGUCAAGCAUGUUCUUGGCAUUAUCAGUCAGCUCAACCUUUCGUAUCAGUUUGAUCUGCAGACAACAAACAACGGGAAGAAUGCGACGGGGUACCUGCCUACCGUGCCUCGCGAUCACUCGAUCAUGCUUAAUAUGACCGAGUUUGUUGAGAGGGUCCUCGGUCAAGCACUGAGACCGCUUUUGCGUCCCUGGAUACCCCUGAUCAUGCAGCAGGUCAUUUCUUCGGCUUCAAAACUACCGCUCGUGUCGAGUUUUUAUCGAAUUGGAGCUGUAGUGGCUAAAGCAAUGGAUGAUCGGAAGUUCUUCGACUCACCAGAAACUACUGACGAUCAGCAGUCCCGCUUCCGCGAGGAUUAUAAGGCUUUCGUCCAGCGGGUGUGUGUUCAAGCCCGGUUUUACCAGGACGAACUCCUUUUGACGUGCUCUGAGUUUGUUUUGGCGGCUCCCAUAGAAGUGGUAGCCGUCCAGGACAUGGUUGGCAUAGUCCGGUCAAUAUUGGACCUUGGCCGAUCCUAUCUCCCCGCGGCCGUCGUCGCUGUCACGGCAUUGGAACGUUGGCAAAGACAGUGCCCAGACGAUCUGGAAGGCAUGAUCUCGGAAGUUAUCCCUCUACUCUCGGCAUAUCUCGACCAAGAAGCGCUCAGCGAUGAAGAUUUAUCGCUUGUGAAAGCGAAUGGAAAAGGCGUGAUGAAUGUCUCGUCUAAUCAAGCAUCCGACCUCGCUCAGCUGCAACGUCGUAUCCUACUACUUCUGGGCAAGUGUGGCGGCAAGAUUUCGCUAUUAAUGAGUGAGCCUCCUACCGUGAUCAACGCUAGUGGCAGCAUGGGAAGCAUUUCCUCGCCCUUCUUCCGAUUGGAGCUUGAACUAAGCGAGGUGUCGUUGUCGCUAGCGAUGGAUCCCAUUUUAUCUCAUCUCGGUCUCUUGGCAACGCACAGCUCUGUGCGGCGGGUGAAAGCCAAUGCAAGUGAAGGCUACCACGCCUUGGUGUGUUAUCUGUGUGGGAAGACAGCGACGCAUCCACAUGCAGCUGGAAAGAGAACGGUGUUUUAUGGAAUGUGGCGUGGAGUAUUUGCGCGUAUCGUACGGCUUGCUACAGACCCGGAGAAGAUCUGCAGAUCUCUUUUCGAGCCGCUGCUCUUCCAGUUGCUUCGCUGGCUGGCUGCAAAUAGUGACACGUUCCCGUUUGAGUAUUCGAGCAUGUUAGACGAGCUCACGCGGAGCUUGUCCGACCCAGAGACUGCUGUUCGAACGAUGUCUGCUCGAUGUAUCGCACUAUUUCUCUCGCUGGCUCUUGAAGAUUCGAAAGCGCGCACAAAGGCCGACAACAUUUUGGAGCGAGUUUUCUCGCUCUGUCGCCACCCGGGAGCUGUGCAACGUAGCGGAGCUGCAGCCUCCAUCAGCUACUUUCUUCGAACUUUGAAGGAAGAAGACGGAGAAGUAUUGACGCGGUUUGCGCUGCCGUGCUUGAAGAACCUUCUCUAUGCCUUACGCUUAUGUGACAGCGACGUUCGAAACAAGGUCGGGGGAGUUGAUAUUUCGCGAGAUGUGAUUUCGAAAGCCGUGCUGAAGAUUGAACGCGGCAUCUGUCGCUUUCCUCAGCUCUUUACGAAAGGAAGUUCCACCGCUCGUAACGUUGAUGACGACUCAAUUCUUCAGCAGACGACACUAUGGCUGUUCCAGCAGACUGGUGCGCGCGAGGUCUUGUUUCGUCGUCUGUGUCGACGUUUGUUUCUGUCUUUUAGCGCGCUGAUCAGCAAGUCGAGCCCUGAGUGGAUCGAGAGCUAUGCUUCGACUCACGGCAGUGAAUCGAUUAUUGCUGUGCUGGUUCCGAUGCGCCCACUCGCUCAUACAAACAUUACGGUGGAAUGGAUGGAGCAGUUGUCUGCGUCGAUUGAGAGCUACGUGUGGUGCUUAGAGCUGCUGGACGACAAAGCUCAAGGCAUUUUAGACAAUCCUCGGCAAGGUAGCAUGAAGCGCAAGCAUUCUGCUGCAGUUAGUGACCAACAAGAGGCCAGUUGCCAGCAGACGCUGUCAUGGGCUAUUGCGAUUUUCUUGAAGAUCGAUGGGCCUUGGGAGGAUUCGUCGAAACGUAUACAUUGGACUGGGGCAUAUCUCUCCGUCUUGACUUCGUUAUGCAGUUGUGUCAAGGCAUUUAUGAACAAUGGCAGCGUGGUGCUACGUGAAGCUGCAGAUAUAGACAACCAGCUGUUUCGAAGUACUGUAGCCGAGAAGCUUCUCCAGGCACUGCUCCAUUGCACAGAUACUCAGGCUCUUGAUGCAAGUUCGUUUGACGCGAUCGAGGACUUUUGUUGUGGUGUGACCGCGCGGAGUCCGGACUGGGCUCACCAACUGCAGGAAACGGUCGAUUCGAUGCUAUCGAGGCUGCAAGUGUGCCUCACGCAAGUGAACAGCAGCGAAACGUUUGUCAAACAUUCAACAACUAUCACGUCGCUGUCUUUCUUCGGGAGCAAGGUAUUAAGUGCUGGCAUCAUCAGCUUCCCUGUGGCAGAUAAAUACGCAGAAAUCUUCGCCCUGGUAGCCAGCAAGGCGAUUGAGUAUGGACAUGGCUCACCUCACGACCGCCUUAUUGCCAUUGCAGCACUGAAGGCUGCAGCUGCAUGUGGCUGGAAGAUCACUGAAAUAUUUAUUAAUCCUGCCGAUCGACAGGUGUAUGGAUCACUAUACAGUGACGUGACGCACUUCAUGCCCACACUUGCAGUGUGGAACAGGUGCGCAAGCGAGCUGGUUUCUCUGUCUUUGGAGAACGACUUCGUCGUCAACGUGCUGGUCGAUGUUCUACGCCAAGUGACUAGCUUCAAAGUCUACCCGUCCAGGUCGGCGGACUGGGAUGCGUUUACUAAGACGCUAGUGGCAAAUGUCAAGCAGUUUGUCACCAACUUGGAAGCUGUCAAAGCGGAUACCCAACGCGCUUUGUCGCUCUUGCAAGUUCUCCGGUACUUUUUGGAGUUAUGCCAACAUUGUUCUGAAACUCUCGUCGAGGCGCUGCGGAUGGGACCUAUUCCCGAUAUCCAGAACGCCAUCACUGUGCUACUCAAACAACGAGGAUGUAGCUACUUGGUGAAAGCUGAAAUCCUGCGAAUGCUGGCGAUGCUGGGACCUAGCUCGACUCUAGUUCCCAAGGAGAAGCAAGCGUCAAAAGCGACGCUAAACGCUCUGGUUGCGUUUGUUUUCGACGAGUUUCCGAUCGUUUCAGUCGAUGUCUCGCAUGGUUCGAAGGAAUUUGACGUGUUCUAUUUGUUGUUCUCUGAGCUUCUGGGUGUCAUCGAGAGGAGUACCUCAAUAGCCUACCUCAAGAUCAUCUACCCAAGUCUGAAGGAGGCAGAGAAGCAUCUUUUUCGUACUGAAAUCAAGCAAAUGCUUGCAAGGUUUUCGGUCUCGGUCGGCAGUGUACAGACUGGGGGGACAAGAAGCGGUGACAGGAUACGGAACCAGCUGGCGGAGCUGCUGGAUGUGUUGCUAGACCCCUCGCUGGAUGUUACAGUUCGCAAAACGCUUCUGGAAGAAGUGUUUACGCCCUUGAUUGAGUGUCAGACUGGAGAAACAUUGCUGCAGUUCUAUUUGAUGGAAAGUCUCUCGAAGAAGUCGACCAUUAUCAGCUUACUCGCGACUCUGAUUUCAACCGCAGCUGAGUCUUCCUCCCCGGGAAGUCGAAUUGGUGUGUUUGUGGCGUUCUCGCUAGUGGAGAUUCUGUAUCGGCUGAUAGACCCCGAGAUUGUUCGGACGGAGAUCAAUUCCGCUUUUCUGGGUCACAAGAAUGGAAAAGGACGGGAGUUUACGAUGCUCGUGUGCAAGUGUGCAAGUAAAGUGGUCACGAAGACACAUGGAGAUGUCGACGACCUCGUCCGCUUGGCAUGUUGUGCAGCUUACAAUUGUCUUCUCACUGCUGUCUCUCGGACGCAAAAGCAGGAAAAGUUCUUUGAUCAGAUCUUGUUCCAGCCAGCUCUCUGGAGCAAUAUCCUGGAUCUCUCACGGGAGUACGAGCUACCUGCCGAGACGGAAACCUUUGCGACCAUACCGUUAUCAAGCUUGUCAGCGAUUUCUCUUGAAGCCAGACUGGAGACGAAUGGUACGACGCAUUCAACGUCCAAGCGCAAUGAAUCUGCUGCUCUUCAGUUCUUCACGGCGAGCAGCUUAAGCAUGGACACGGAUUCGCUCUCAGUCUCCACAAUGACUGCGUCGGACAUGAACCAAACGGGCUCGACGUAUGAGAACAUUGAGAUCGAACUUGACGCCUUUAAUCAGCAUCCGUGCAUGAUUCCAUUGCUGCGCGUGUUGGUGCAGAUGAAAGCGGACUUUGGUUCUAGCUGGAGUGACAAGGCGAUGCCGGGCUGGAUGAAGAAGCUUUUUGACGUGAUCGUCGACUCGUCAACAGGUUUAAACGUGCGAUUGUUCGUGGCGAAAGUGGUGCUGAAUGUUCCGGACGUUUUUGCGACGUAUUCAUCGUCAUGGCUGCGUGCAGUGAUGGAAGCGCUUCUCGAUGCAAGCACGGCUCAAAUGGCCCCUGAAUUCAGCUAUAUCUUGCGUGACUGCUGUAAUCUUGUGGUGAACUCUUGGAAAGACGUGCCGGUAUCAUCUCUCAGCGACACAGCCAGUCGAUUUGUCAAUGAACUGGUCAAGCUUUGUCCGGAGCGGAGUAAUGUGAUUCGGAACAGUAACGUGCUGCUCGUAACCGAGUUGAUCGCUCUCUGGAAGGAUUCAGCGAAUAUUGAAGCGGGGAUGCUGGUUACCUACCUCAUCAAUGACGAUGGCGACGCAAAGAUGAAAGCUGCAAAGCAAUUCGCUGCCCUCCAGAUCAUCAGUGCGAUGCUGACUACUGGACUGGAGAGCGAGCUACUAGUUGAAGAGGCAGGACAGACCGUUGAAGACGGAAUCUUGCUGGUCAUGACGAGCAAGACGACGUCCUUGUACACUCUAGCAGCUGAGGUCGGUGGACUAUACUUACAGACUGCUGGCCACUCGGAGAGUGAAGAGUUCAUGUGCAAGCUGAGAAACCUGAUUAUCGGCUCGUACAACGACGAAGACUUUGGACGUUUCCUGGCAUUGCUCCGCAACGCUUCGCUGCACAAGUCAGAAAUCAUUGAUUCGAUGAUGCUACAGCGUCUGUCGUUCGUGCUGCCAAAGGCUAUUGCGGUGGAUACGUGGGCGUUGCUGGCGGCCGAUUCGUUGAACAAUGCGGCUGCGAACGAUAGCGUCGUGAAGGACCUAUUUGCCCAUAUGCAGUCUGUUCUUGGUCGCUUUGUAGCCCACCGACAUGCUGGAGUACAGCUCAGUACCCUCCGAGCUAUCUCACGUCUUCUGGGUCACUUGACCUUGUCAGAGCUGGAUCGUUUGAUAGCAAAUCCAUCCGACGGCGGGAUUGGCAUGCUCAAAUGUUAUGAAGGCCACGAUCUUUCCGAGUGUCGAGGACUGCUGUUUACUGUGGCCAAGAAGCUCUUCGAGAAAGAUCUCUCCGAUGAGGUGAAAUCUAGAGUUCGAGUCUCUCUGCUCCAUGGACUGUGCGAUUCAGAUGACCAGCGGAGACAAGAAGCGUUCGAGUAUUGGAAUAGCUCGGCGGCCAUCGUGAAUUCCUGUAGCGAUCGAUUGCUUUCGAUCUUUGGUCCAUUGUAUUCCUCCGAGUUCGACGACAAGUGGAUACUCUAUGCUACCAAUCUCCUUGUCGGCAUGUCGAAGGAGAGCAGUGAGUUUGAACGACCUCUUUUUGCCAGUGCACUGGGCAGUGGAGAGUACGCAGCAACGCACAUUGAUGCGAGUUGGGAGGCGAAAACGCAGUCGAUGGCACCGCUGUUUUCGGUGGAAGCUGAUUUAUUCAGUGCACGUCCAGAGACAACGCAGCAAUCUUCUAGCAGCUUAUCAUACACUGCAUCACAAGGUGAUGGGUCUCUGGGCAGUGCGAUGCAGUCGCAGUUGUUUCUCUCCAAACCAGCAUCUAUUGGAUCAACACCAAGCUACAGCCAAUCCUUUGGCGACUCGGACGCUGUUCAGCAGCGACCGGGACGAAAUCGCUUCUUUAAACGCCGUGCUGCUGCAGAGAAUCCCGCUGUGAAAGACCCGUCAAGUUAUGACAAGAAAGCCUCCAAGCGUUUCUUCCAAGACCAGUACGCUCUGUUGAAGAAGAAAGAAGAAGCGCAGGUAACUCGAGACCGGAAACAGCGUCAGGGACACGUGUCGAUGAAGAGAACAUAUCGCGUCGGUGAGUUUCCUGACAUCCAGAUUACGCAGCAAGAUAUCGUGGAUCCUAUCAUGGCGCUCUGCGAGUCCUCCGUCGAGACGUCAAGCUUGGUGUUCGGCGCACUGUUCUCAUCGAUCGUGGGCAAUUCACAGUUUGAAAAGUCCGGAAGCACAGACGAGCUGACGCGGAGGCUCGAGGAGACAUUGACACGCUCCAAAUCAUCGUCGGUAUACGUUGGAAGUAUAGUUCCAGCAUAUUUCGCCAGUAUUAUCCGACACCCGCGUCUUUGUGACGUGCUUCCUCUUCGUCCACAAACGAUCGGAGAAGCUGGGUUAUCGAGUGGGAAGUAUCAUCUCAGUGAGCUGGCACUUGAAGAACAGUUGAUUCACGAGAUUCAAGGCAAGAACGCGGACCUGGACGUAGCGUCCAAUGGAUUAGUGACAAGCUGUUGGGAUCUGCUGCACAAACUGCUGAGUACAGUGCACAAGCAUAAUUUUCUGGUAGCGCUGUCAAUGACAUGCAGUACAAGUGCCGAAUCGAAGCUCGCACUCCAAGCACAGCUAUCUGGAGACCUCCCACUCGCUAUAGCAUCAUACAAGAAGGCUCAGAGUAUAUUGGACUCGCAACUGGAAAUCCUGGAAGGCAAUAACGCCGUCGCUGUUGAGACUGAUGCUACGCGAUGUCGUUGGCAACGAUUCAACUGCUUGGAGACGUUAAACAAUUGGGACGCGCUGAAAAACGAGCUUACUGAAGCGACUCUGGAAGACAGUGAGUUUGUGUGGAAGCAGCGUCCACCGUAUCUGGAGCAAGGCGUUGGUCACUACUUGCGUUCGUGCUUGGGACUGGCAGAGGCUAAGCAAACGGAUAGCGACCUGGCCAGUCUGCAGAACUUCAUCGAAGGUGCAAUGCGUGAUUCAGCAAAGACGGAGCUUGUGCAGUCGAGGUUCCCAGUUGAGAUGUGCUUGGCCUACCUGUCAUCAGGAGACAAGAACCAAGCGCGUGUCUGUGUGGAAACAUUUUACGCGAAUUUCCUGAAGAUGUGGAGACAGACAAGUCCCAUGGCAUCGACUUCUCGCAUGCAAUUGUUACAGUCGCUGGCGUCGAUGGUGGAGAUUGACGACGUACUCUCUCGCUUCGGACGUGACUACUCUGAUGUUGACACGAGGAAGCACCCGAGUAUCACGGGGUUUAUGGAUGCGUGGAGAAGAUUCCCACCUUCAACAGGGGAGAAGGGCAUGGUGCUCUGGUCGCAACACUCUAUGGUACAGAACACCGUUGCCGGCUUUCUGCUGAAGUAUACACGAGAUCAAGGACUGCUCUCGGACGAGAUACGUCUGGCUGUUCUAGGGAGCAAGAGCAAUGCGAUGCUGCAGUACGCCAACGCGGCAAUUUCCUGCAAUAUUCUGGCGUUGGCGUCGAAGAUGCUGAAAAGCUACCGCGAGUUGUGCAACACACACCACCUCCCGAAACUGAGUGUUCAAAUGGUGGAGGCUUUCGUAUCACACGUGCUCAAGUUGGUGGAUCGACAAGAGCAUCAGGCGGACCGAAGUGGCUUCAACUCGAUUAAGCUGAUCACGAGAUAUUACGAGACGGCCACGAAGAUGUUCGACAAUGUGGAAAUCAUGAACAUGAUGGAGACUGCAGACGCAAGCGACAAAGUGGCGAUGGGUUAUUUGGAGGCAAAGGCGUUUGCGAGUGCCGCUGGGUUUUAUGCUGUCCACGACGUCGACGACAACUUGAAAGAGGAGUAUUUCUCCCGCUCAUUGGACAUGUUCAAGGUCUCUUGCCAGCGCAUUGAUGCUGUGUCUCGUAAAGAGAUGGACGACGGCGCGUCUUCUGCUUUCUUGAGAUGUCGCUUGACCUUCAUCGAGUUUCUGAACGACUUGCUUUUCAAGCGGAAAAUGGAGAAACUAGCCAAGCUCGUGGACCGGAAAGCAUUGACAAAGCUGUUGGCCGACAAUGUUUUGGGAGGAAUGGCUGCUGGAGACCGUGAAUGUGCUCACUACUUCCCGCAGUUGUGCGACGUGAUUGCACCGUACCCAGAUAUCGUGGCGGACUUUGAAGAGUGUGUUCUGUCCAAGAUUCCGCUGUGGACGUGUCUGCAGUGGUCGGCUCAGCUUAUGGCGUUGCUGAAUGGACCUAUCGGAAAGACGAUUGUUGCGAUGUUGGAAAAGAUGGCGGAGAAAUACCCAGUGGCACUCUUCUAUGACUUCAUGGUCACGUGCAGAUCUUCGCUGGACAAAUUCAAAGUGGACUUGCAUCGUCUGGAGGUGCUGCUCGCGAAUCCGGUGAUGGAAAAAUUCGUCACCGCCUUGAGAUUAAUUCAUCACCCAGAGCUACGGCUAAAGGAGGGACUACGAGAGAUCGCCAAGCUGAUUGAAGAUAACAGGACGUCAGAUGCACAAGGAAAAGUGGAGCAUCUAUGGAAGGACUGCUUCUCUCCUGAUCGACCACUACUCGGCACCCAGAUCGGACGAUACAAUCGCGAUUGGAGCCGAAAGGCUAAGCGAGAUGUGGAGAAAAUAAUGGGCAAAGACGGCUCCAAGAUGACUGCAAAAACUGUCAAUUCAGCGCGUGAAUGGGUCAUGAACCACUUCGGUGUCACACCUGGCAGAUAUGGCAUCACGAAGGACAUGAAGGCGCAUCUGGGAGACUUUGCGGAGUGGCUUGAGGAAUUUGACCAUUCGAGCUGUACACUGGAACUCCCGGGGCAGUAUACAGCAUAUUGGAGUCCUCCGGAUCCGUCGAAGCACGUGCGGAUCUUGAGCUUCGAUUCGAUGCUCGGAGUGCUAUCGUCGAAGCAGUUACCCAAGAGAUUGACGGUGCAUUGCAGCGAUGAGAAGGACUACACAUUCCUUGUAAAGGGAGGCGAAGACUUGCGUCUUGACCAGCGCAUUGAACAACUUUUCGGCGUGAUGAAUCAGAUCCUCGAUGCAGACCCGCGGUGUCGCGAUCAAAGACUCGCUCUAACGACCUACGACGUGAUCCCAAUGACACAGGAAAUCGGUCUAUUGGAGUGGGUAGACGGCACAACAACCUUGAAAGGAAUCAUUGAGGCACAGCUGCAGAUGGACGAACGCUGCGUCGACCUAAAAAGCAACAAGAGACAGAAACUGGAACUAUUUAACACGACAGCAGCAAAGGCGUACGAGUCCUUUCUACUGAAGCAACGGGGUGCAAGCUUUAGUGCCAAGGUGGUUGCUCCUCGAUCGAAGGACGUGGUGGAUCAGUUCGCCAAGGUCCAAGCGAUGAUCCCAGCAGAUUUGUUACGGCGUCAGCUACUCGGACUGGGCUCGAAUUUCGAGGCAUUCCUGCUAGUUCGAGACCACUUUCUCAAGUCCGUAGCUGUAUUCAGCGCCUGCUCGUACGUGUUGGGUAUUGGAGAUCGUCAUCUGGAUAAUUUCCUCCUUGACCUCGCGAGUGGCCGUGUCAUUGGCAUCGACUUUGGUGUAAGUUUUGGUGCUGGUGCAAGUGUUCUCCCUGUUCCCGAAUUGAUUCCGUUCCGGUACACCAGACAAAUGGACUUUGUGUUCCAGCCCUAUGACGGUGCCAAUCUACUCGCACAGGAAAUGCAAGCGGUGUUUGAUGCGUUACGCUCGAAGCGACAAGUGGUUGAAAGUGUCAUGAAUGUGUUCUUGCACGAGCCGCUACUGGAUUGGCAGCAGUCGACCACAACGCAUCAGAAGGCAUUGUUUGAAGCUGAAGACGAUGCUCCGUCUACUCUGCAGGAUAGUGAUGUGGAGAUGGAGGACGUGGAAGAGCCCCGUACGUCUCGAUCGAGCAAGAGAGUGACGCCGUCUCCAGCUGGAGGCAAUGCAACCACCGCGUGGCUACCUGAUGUCAAGAUUGCCAUUGCACGAAGGAAGCUGGAGGGUGUGUCGCCUGCCUUGCUGCUGAAGGAGGAGCUGGCCCAGAACCCCCAUCUGAAGCAACAUCUCAGUAAGUUCCACGCACUGGUUGAUACGGCCAGUAGUAAAAAGGAGGACGCUAAUGAGAUGGCGGAACUGAGCUCGCUGACGCAAGCUCAGGAGCUACUGGCAAUGGCCACGGCGCCGGAUUUGCUCGGCCGCACGUUCCAAGGAUGGAUGCCGUGGCUCUAA